Molecule: messenger RNA, 945 nt
Organism: Penicillium egyptiacum
Lineage: Eukaryota; Fungi; Ascomycota; Eurotiomycetes; Eurotiales; Aspergillaceae
Source: the annotation of a GenBank genome assembly
AUGACCAAUGAACCCGUGCAACAUGUAACAGCUGAGAAUCAGUUCCAGCAAUUGAUCACUUGUUCUGAAAAUGACCCAAAAAGAUUGCAAGUUGCCUAUGAGGACCAUAGAAGCAAUAGAAAUGCCCUUUUCAGAGACCAAAUCUGCCAACCCGGAUUCUGCGAAUGGAAAGAAGAUGAGAUCCUGUCCAAAGUCCUCGAGGCAGAGAAGGGCUUGACAGACUUCGUCGACCCGAGAAACAACCUUGCUUUUUGGGCACGCCCCCCGAAGCAUAUCCGGGACUUGGUCUACAAGAUCCAGCGGGAGAUCGGUCCCUUGAUUGGUCCUGGUCUCUGGCUCGUACCCCCGCAUCAUCUGCACAUGACCACGCUCGAGAUCAGGUCAGCACUAACAGGACCUGAAAUUGAUGAGAUAGCCUCUUCUCUCGAGAUGAGUGGGCUCACAGCAGAGCUGGCAAGCUACACUCUCACCCACCGUGCCCGGCUGGUGAAGCCAAUAAUCAGCUACGACACUUCUGCUAUUGCUCUGAGCUUUGUCCCCGCAGCUGGCGAGGAAGGUCGCAAUGUGUAUACUGGAAAAGAUGACCAGUUCACGUAUCACCAUCUGCGAAGUGAUCUGUACAACAUCGUGACUCAAUCUGGCUGCCCAAUCGCGGCUAGAUAUACCGUCCCUUCUGCGCAUAUCACCAUUGCGCGAUUUGUUGUGCCAAGUGGCCCCAAAGAAGGAGAGCCAGAUUCCCCAAGGGAAUUCGAGAAGAAAGCAUCGCGCCUUAUUGAUAAGAUCGACGAUCUCAAUCAUGAACUCCGCUCAAAUGUGUGGAGGAGAUUGGGGGACCCGUCUCAAGGGCAAUGGGUGGUAGGUCAUGAAAAGGGGUUGGAAUUGAUGAAGGGCCGGACGUGGUAUGGAAUAGGGGACAGUAUUGUAUUUGGAGAAGGAUUUGUAUAG